Messenger RNA from Aspergillus pseudonomiae, 500 nucleotides. RefSeq lists its product as uncharacterized. The transcript has a single exon. The coding region runs from base 217 to 408 and encodes 63 amino acids. Lineage: Eukaryota; Fungi; Ascomycota; Eurotiomycetes; Eurotiales; Aspergillaceae. The record is from RefSeq and is a predicted model, not a curated record.
UGAGCAAAGGCCUACUGAGUGUAAUAUGCUGGAGAUAAUAUUAUCAGGAAUGGUCAGGUUGUAACAAUAUGUCUUAAAGGCCUAUCUUGCCUGGUGGUAAUUUACUUUACGUUUGCCACGGGGGACUUAGGAAUGGAUACUAAUCAACAAGUACAUGCGUGCUUCGGGGGAUGCUACUAGCUCUCUUUUUUCAUUGUUGCUCUUAGUCAUUCCUUGAUGGGCUGCUGCGUAUAUAUGAAGGAAUUAACUAGAUGUAGUGUAGUAAUAGCUGGUGAAGUAAGUAGCUUUAUGGUUCAUAUUCAACAAUCUUCCUCGUGUAGCACUGAAUUACCAUUCAACUCCUCUCACCUGUUCCGACCGCUGCAUGAGGUAAUCAUCCCUGAAACGCCCUCUGAUGCCGAGAUCUAAUAUCUUUCUUGCCUGCCGUUACCGGGCAGUAUCAGCGAUAGCUGUAGCUUGUAGGCAAAGGGGCCGGUCAUUCAAAAGGGAUUGGAGGGAAA